AGCCACUGCCCACUGCGCUUGUGGAUGCUCAGCGCAACAAGUUAGCCAGCAGACAUUCGAUGUGCUCAGUGCUCCUCUGCCUUCGUUUUGACACCUCGACAACCGCUUCUCCUCUUCCAGUCUUGUCUACCUUUUACCCCACGGACUUCUUUACUAUCGAAGACGAUGAUGUGGACAUUCGCCCGACUUUCUCUUCUGUGAGUGCGCCGUGGAAAUGAUAUACUCGACAGCAUAGCUACCCGCAGCUUCCACCACGGCUGAUGAUGAUGACGAUGAUGAUGGACCAACAGGAGCACAGUGAUGACAUCAGUGUCCUGAGCUCGCUGGAGUUGCUGACCGAGGCCGCCAAGGAGGACGAUGGGCACUGCCAACCACAGUUCAGGCUGCAGCUGAUUGAUGACCUGACGUAUGAAGAUGUCAAGAAAUGCUACAGGGGCUCGACCGUCAGCAAGUACAACUCCCAGUACCACAAGCUGUUCCAGAGCGUCCCCAAGGAGGAGAUCCUUAUGAAAGUGUAUUCCUGCGCUCUCCUCCGAGACAUCCUACUUCAGGGGCGCCUCUACAUCUCCCGCAACUGGCUGUGUUUCUAUGCCAACCUCUUUGGGAAGGACAUCAAGGUGGCUAUUCCGGUGGUGUCAGUACGGCUAGUGAAGAAGCACAGGACGGCAGGCCUGGUACCCAACGGGUUGGCCAUCACCGUGGACACCAGCCAGAAGUAUGUGUUUGUGUCCUUGCUGUCUCGAGACAGUGUCUACGACGUCCUCAGGAGGAUCUGCACACACCUUCAGGUGAAUGGGAAGAAAAGCCUUAGCCUGAAGCAGUACUUGGAGGAGCCUAGCUUACUAUCUAUGGAUGAGUUCCCCGUGGUCAAUGACUUCCCUCCGGUGUUAAAGUGGAGGAGGAAGCCGUCCAUUCCGUCCGUGUCCUCCUCUCUCCCGGAUCUCCUUGGUAACUCCACCAGCAGUCGGAGUGCAGUGGACAUCCCCUACCUACCUACGGAGGUUCCACUGACAUUAAAGGAGCGGAGUCUGGAGACAGGGAAGAUCCUCCGGACAGAGCCAGUACCACAACUGGGCCACAUGGAGUACCAGCUGCUCAAGUUCUUCAUCCUGCUUAUCGUCCUGCUCGUCAUGUCCUCCUGUUACCUGGCCUUCCGUGUGUGUUGUCUAGAGCAGCAGCUGUCCUUCCUCAACACACAUCCCACAAUGCCCAUGAGAGAGAGGUAACACUUGCUGCAUGCUGCGUCAACAUUGGACAGAUGGUCUGUCAGUCACGGAGGUUCUCCUGGCGAUUGGGCAAACAGAGACUCUGUUUGUUUAUCUGUUCACUCUGUCCCACCCUGUAGGUGUGGAGAAGUGCCCUGCUGGUUCAAUGAAAAGACAAUGACUUGAGAAAAUCCAAGACCUGAAGCCAAAACUGCAGUUAAAUAGACAGUCCAAUAGGGGGUGCCAGAGAGACAAGAAUCCUCUUGUCGCUCCCUAGAAAGACUAUGGACUGCAGACAAAAGACUGGAAUGGAAGGAGGAGGAUAGAGGAGGAUUGGAAGUAGACGACUACAGAGUAGGUAUCAAUGGGACAGUGCCAACGGAGUUCACCUGACCUUUGACCUCAAUGUCCUUGUUUUACUCAGAUUCUGCCAAGGAACUUUACAAUACCAGUCAACUGAUCAGACACUUCCGCGUCCAGGAUUUUAGAGACAGAGCCUUUUGUCAGAGACAGAGCCUUUUGUCAGACAAACAGAGCCUGUUGUCAGACAAUCAGAGCCUGUUGUCAGAGACAGAGCCUGUUGUCAGACAAACAGAGCCUGUUGUCAGAGACAGAGCCUGUUGUCAGAGACAGAGCCUGUUGUCAGAGACAGAGCCUGUUGUCAGAGACAGAGACGUUGUCAGAGACAGAGCCUGUUGACAGAGCCUGUUGUCAGAGACAGAGCCUGUUGUCAGACAAACAGAGCCUGUUGUCAGAGACAGAGCCUGUUGUCAGACAAACAGAGCCUGUUGACAGAGACGUUUUCAACAGGAAUAAACUGUACCCAGUAGGAGAGUUGCUACGAGAGAGACUGAAAAAAGAUUGAAUAUGAGAAGGCAUUCCGAUCAGGAACUCAACCUGACCUGGUCAACCAUUUCCAACCGUAGCCCACCUUGCAGUGUUUACUGAGCAUGGUCACUGAGACAUAACCACUCCUGAAACACUAAGGAAAAAUAGAAACCAUUCCAAUGGACACUAUUAUCAGAGGUUUAACAUUUCUGUCAGAAUUUGAAGAUGCUGUGCUAGAGUUAUAGCUGUCUUGUCAUGCCAACUGAAAACAUGAUACUGUGUGUGUCAGGUGAGGUUGUGAAAGUGUGUAUGUAUGUGUGUGUCUUGUGUGUGUUUGAGUGUAUUAACCAUUAUUUGUGUGACUUAACAAGUGGCUAGGACUGUCUCAAGGUAGUUGGUAGCUUCUCCAUCUGAUAAGCCAUGACGUCUGCGUCAUGUCAUGUAAUACUAGAUAUUGACUGAAUUGUAUAGGGAUUGUCUGUGACACUGUGUUGGAUGGAGUGGAACAUUGGAAGUGAACUGCGAGAAAGCAGUGAAAGUAUUCAGAGAGAGAGAGGAAAGAAAGACAGAGACAGAGAGACAGAGAGACAGGAGACAGAGAGAAAGAGAGCGAGAGAGAGAGAGGGGGAGAGAGAGACGAGACAGAGAGAGAGAGAGAGAGACAGAGAGGAGACAGAGAGUAGAGAGAAAGAGAGCGAGAGAAAGAAAGAGAGGGAGAGAGAGAGAGAGAGGGGAGACAGACAGAGAAAGAGACUCAGGUUGACAAUGAAUGUCGUUGCUGUCCACUAGCCCUAAUGUUCCAUGAGGUGGAGGUGUGUACUACAAAUAUUAUACUAUUCCAUGUGGAGGAGGUGUGUACUAUAAAUAUUGUAAUAUUCCAUGAGGAGGAGGUGUGUACUGUAAAUAUUAUAAUAUUCCAUGAGGAGGAGGUGUGGACUAUAAAUAUUAUAAUGUUCCAAGAGGAGGAGGUGUGUACUAUAAAUAUUAUAUUGUUCCAUGAGGAGGAGUUGUGUACUAUAAAUAUUAUACUAUUCCAUGAGGAGGAGGUGUGUACUAUAAAUAUUAUAUUGUUCAAUGAGGAGGCGGUGAGUACUAUAAAUAUUAUAAUAUGCCAUGAGGAGGAGGUGUGUACUAUAAAUAUUAUAAUAUUCCAUGAGGAGGUGUGUAUUAUAAAUAUUAUAAUAUGCCAUGAGGAGGAGGUGUGUACUAUAAAUAUUAUAUUGUUCAAUGAGGAGGAGGUGUGUAUUAUAAAUAUUAUAAUAUUCCAUGAGGAGGAGGUGUGUACUAUAAAUAUUAUAAUAUGCCAUGAGGAGGAGGUGUGUACUAUAAAUAUUAUAAUGUUCCAUGAGGAGGAGGUGUGUACUAUAAAUAUUAUAAUAUGCCAUGAGGAGGAGGUGUGUAUUAUAAAUAUUAUACUAUUCCAAGAGGAGGAGGUGUGUACUAUAAAUAUUAUAAUAUUCCAUGUGGAGGAGGUGUGUACUAUAAAUAUUAUAAUAUUCCAUGAGGAGGAGGUGUGUACUAUAAAUAUUAUAAUAUUCCAUGA
Messenger RNA from Salvelinus fontinalis (brook trout), 3576 nucleotides. Its product is annotated as GRAM domain-containing protein 2A-like. The record is from RefSeq and is a predicted model, not a curated record. The coding region runs from base 261 to 1226 and encodes 321 amino acids. Gene Ontology annotation, molecular function: phosphatidylinositol-4,5-bisphosphate binding. Gene Ontology annotation, biological process: regulation of store-operated calcium entry. Lineage: Eukaryota; Metazoa; Chordata; Actinopteri; Salmoniformes; Salmonidae. The transcript has 12 exons. Gene Ontology annotation, cellular component: extrinsic component of cytoplasmic side of plasma membrane; organelle membrane contact site; endoplasmic reticulum membrane.